AUGUGUUCUAAUAGUCCUAAAAUCAUGGUUUUCAGACCAUCGUUGAGUGAAUUUAAACAUUUUACUAGGUAUAUUGAGCUAAUGGAAUCAGAAGGAGCUCAUAAGGCUGGUGUUGCGAAAAUUAUCCCACCAUCCGAAUGGACACCCCGAAGAAAGAGCUACGAUGAAGAUGAUAUAAUGAGUUUGAAAAUUCCAAAUCCAAUAUACCAAAAUGUUCAGGGCGAUGAAGGAAUAUAUCAACAAUUUAGACGACAAAAGAAAACCAUGACAGUCAGGAAAUUUAAAAACCUGGCAGAGUCAGAAGAAUACAAAACUCCAGAACAUACUGACUAUAAAGACCUGGAAAGAAUAUAUUGGGAGAACAUUGUUUGCCACACUCCAAUAUAUGGGGCCGAUGUAACUGGGUCACUUACUGACAAAGAUGUGAAAGCUUGGAAUAUGAAUAGGCUGGACACGAUACUGGACGUUAUGAAUGAUAUGACCAUCGAAGGUGUGAAUACACCUUAUUUAUAUUUCGGAAUGUGGAAAUCCACAUUCGCGUGGCAUACUGAAGACAUGGAUUUAUACAGUCUUAACUACGUGCAUGUUGGAUAUCCAAAGACAUGGUAUGCAAUACCUCCACAAUAUGGACAACAAUUUGAAAAAUUGAUUGAUCAGAUAUACCCAACCGAAACAUCAAGUUGCCCUGCAUAUCUUCGGCACAAAACGAUUGUUUUAGCCCCUGAAAUUUUAAAAAAGCAUUCAAUACCAUUCAACACAAUCACUCAAGAACCAGGGGAAUUCGUGGUUACAUUCCCGUAUGGCUACCAUGCCGGUUUUAACCAGGGAUAUAACAUUGCAGAGGCAAUAAACUUCUCAACACCACGUUGGGUGGAGUAUGGAAAAAAAACGAAAUUUUGCCGAUGCUUCGGAGAUCCAAUCAAAAUAAAUAUGGAUGUAUUUAUAAAACGUACCCAAUCAGAUAUGUACCCAUUAUGGCUGAAAAGGAAAGGAGAAAAAAGUGUCAAAAAAAAAAAAUGUAUGUUCAAUGAUUCUCAUAAUGAUAAAAUAUUAAAACUUGUCCUAUAUCGGAUACACCCGUAUAAAAUUGUUAAUUAUUUAGACUAA
Molecule: messenger RNA, 1107 nt
Organism: Macrosiphum euphorbiae (potato aphid)
Lineage: Eukaryota; Metazoa; Arthropoda; Insecta; Hemiptera; Aphididae
Source: the annotation of a GenBank genome assembly